AUGUUACAAUAUAAGAAAGAAAAAGCAGAAACAAUUCUAAAUCAUAAUUAUUUGCAUUGGGGAAUCAUGAUGAUCAUAUGUCAUUCCAUUAUGCAGAAGAUUGCUAAAGCUAUAUUUUCCAAACUACGAAUCGUUAACUAG
This is a messenger RNA of Debaryomyces hansenii CBS767, 141 nucleotides long. Its product is annotated as DEHA2G23342p. Bases 1 to 141 code for a protein of 46 amino acids. The transcript has a single exon. The record is from RefSeq and is a predicted model, not a curated record. NCBI's taxonomy places the organism in Eukaryota, Fungi, Ascomycota, Pichiomycetes, Serinales, Debaryomycetaceae.